Messenger RNA from Triticum turgidum subsp. durum (durum wheat), 936 nucleotides. The record is from the annotation of a GenBank genome assembly. NCBI's taxonomy places the organism in Eukaryota, Viridiplantae, Streptophyta, Magnoliopsida, Poales, Poaceae.
AUGUCAGAGGAGGCGGCGAGGAGCAGGGUCCUGGUGGUCGGCGCCACCGGCCGCCUCGGGGGAAGCCUCGUGCGCGCGAGCCUCGCCGCCGGCCACCCCACCUUCGCGCUCAUUCGCCCGCACCACUUCGCCCUCCCCGACUCCGCCCCCCUCAAGCCGCUCGCCGCGGCCGGCGCCACCAUCCUCAAGGGGUCGCUGGACGAUUACCCGAGCUUGCUGGAGGCCGUGCGGCAGGUGGACGUGGUCAUCUGCGCGGUGCCCACGAAGCAUGCGCUCGAGCAGAAGCCUCUGAUUCGGGCUAUAAAGGAAGCUGGGUGCGUGAAGAGAUUUAUUCCGGCGGAGUUUGGAGUUGAUCACACAAAGGUGCAGAUUUGUGACAUGGACCAUGGCUUCUAUGAGAAGAAAGCUGAAAUCCGCCGUUUAAUAGAGAGCGAGGAUAUUCCUCACACGUACAUCUAUUGCAACUUCCUGAUGCGCUAUUUGCUUCCUUCGCUAGUGCAGCCGGGUCUAGAUGCCCCUCCAAGAGAUGAAGUUACGAUAUUUGGUGGAGGAGAUACUAAAGGUAUCUUCGUUGAAGAGGGUGAUGUGGCUAAAUUUACAGUGUGUACCAUAGAGGACCCCAGAACAUUAAACAUGACAUUGUAUUUGAGACCUCCGGGAAAUAUCUACUCACUGAAUGAAUUGGUUAGCCUCUGGGAGACAAAAAUCAACAAAUGCCUAAAGAAGAUACAUAUAACUGAAGAGCAACUCCUUAAAAACAUUCAGAGUAAGCUAACAGUACUCUUGGUGAAAGGUUUCCAUGAUAUAUUAGUAGAAUUAUUUCUGUUGCUUUUGUAUGUCCGCUGCUGUCAGGGUUAUUCCUUUCAAAUACCAGGUUUAAUCAAAUCCAACUUUGAGAAAGGUUCUGAUGCUCUUUUCUGGUACAGCUGUCUGUAA